CCGCCCGCCAUGGCUGCCGUGCUCUCACAGGUGCGCCAGAACUACCACCCGGUCUGCGAGGCCGCCGUCGACAGCCAGAUCAACCUGGAGCUCUACGCCUCCUACGUCUACCUGUCCAUGGCCUUCUACUUCGACCGCGACGAUGUGGCCCUCAUGCACUUCGCCCGCUAUUUCCUGCGCCGGUCGCACGAGAAGCGCGAGCAAGCAGAGCAGCUCAUGAGGCUGCAGAACCAGCGCGGAGGCCGCAUCUGCCUGCGCGACAUCAAGAAGCCCUACCGCGACGACUGGGAGAGCGGCCUCAGGGCCGUGGAGUCCGCCUUCCACCUGGAGAAGUGCGUCAACCAGAGCCUCCUGGACCUGCACCGCCUGGCCACCGACAAGGCCGACGCGCACCUCUGCGACUUCCUGGGGAGCCACUACCUGCACGAGCAGGUCAAGGUCGUCAAGGAGCUGGGGGGCCACCUCACCAUCCUGCGCAAGAUGGGGGCCCCGGAGGCCGGCAUGGCAGAAUACCUCUUUGACAAGCUCACCCUGGGUGGCGACGGUGACAAGGAGGACUGA
Molecule: messenger RNA, 561 nt
Organism: Cynocephalus volans (Philippine flying lemur)
Lineage: Eukaryota; Metazoa; Chordata; Mammalia; Dermoptera; Cynocephalidae
Product: ferritin heavy chain-like
Exons: 1
Coding region: 10-561 (183 amino acids)
Biological process (GO): iron ion transport; intracellular iron ion homeostasis
Cellular component (GO): cytoplasm
Molecular function (GO): ferrous iron binding; ferric iron binding
Source: RefSeq, a predicted model, not a curated record